Molecule: messenger RNA, 4285 nt
Organism: Podarcis raffonei (Aeolian wall lizard)
Lineage: Eukaryota; Metazoa; Chordata; Lepidosauria; Squamata; Lacertidae
Gene: TPCN1
Product: two pore segment channel 1
Exons: 28
Coding region: 528-2960 (810 amino acids)
Biological process (GO): monoatomic ion transport; transmembrane transport
Cellular component (GO): lysosomal membrane; endosome membrane
Molecular function (GO): monoatomic ion channel activity; voltage-gated channel activity
Source: RefSeq, a predicted model, not a curated record
UAGACGGAGGCUGCAAUCCUGAAAAACACUCACUUGGGAGUAAGCGCCAGUGAAACCAAUGGUGUCUUCUUCCUAGUUGUCAUAUAUAAGGAUCGCAGUGCCCGGCACGUGAAGUUAGCCUUACUCCACUUACGUAGAAACGUAGGAUGCUGCCUUUUAUUAUUAUCAUUAUUCUAGAUUCAGGGAUGAUCCUCCUCCUAAGUCGGAAGGGCUGCUGAGGUCAGAGACAGACGCCAGCUGAGUUUGGGACGCAGCAGCGACGGCGGAGGCGUUUUUGCGCGGAAAGUGAAUGACGGCGCAAGUCGAGAGUUGACGCUCCUUUGGCAACAAGAGCACCCAAAAAGCCAGGCGGGGGACCUGGUGGGGGCUCCAUGAUGCGGGCCAGGGUUCCGCCGAGAUGGGUGCCGUUUCCUCCACGCACCCGGGACAGUCUCAGGUCUGCAAGAUGCGCCUGAUCUUGGACGAAGCGGCGACGGGAACCGGGGUUUAAAGGGAUUUCCUGGAGCAAAGCAAAAGACUUCUUGGGGAUGGCUGUGAAUCCGGAAGAUGACGACGUCCCCCUCAUUCUCACCUUGGAUGAGGGCAGAAGUCACGGUCCCGAUCCGGAGGGGCUACCCAGCGAAAAUGGAGGCAACUAUGACUUGGUCACUGACACAUCCAGCCCAGCCGCUGGGGACUGCCACCCUCGACGGAGCUGCGGAGGACAAAAUUGGGAAAUGAACUACCAGGAGUCGGCAAUUUACCUCCAGGAAGGAGAAAACAACGACAAAUUCUUCACGCACCCCAAGGAUGCCAAAGCGCUUUCUGCCUACCUCUUUGUACACAACCAUCUCUUCUACCUAAUGGAACUGACCACAGCACUGAUGCUCCUGCUGCUCUCCCUCUGCGAGGCGCCUGCGGUCCCUAUGCUUCGCCUCGGCAUCUAUAUCCACGCGACCUUGGAGCUGCUUGCCCUGACUGUCGUGGUGUUUGAGCUCUCUAUGAAGAUGAGAUGGCUGGGCCUUCACACCUACAUUCGACACAAAAGGACCAUGGUCAAGAGCUGUGUUCUGCUGCUGCAGUUUAUAGAGGCAAUUGUAGUGUUGGUGCGUCAGACAUCCCAUGUCAGGAUCACGAGAGCCUUGCGAUGCAUCUUUCUGGUGGACUGCCGUUACUGUGGAGCUGUCAGAAGGAACCUACGGCAGAUUUUCCAGUCUCUUCCUCCGUUCAUUGACAUCCUCCUGCUGCUGCUUUUCUUCAUGGUCAUAUUUGCUAUCCUUGGCUUUCAUUUGUUCUCUCCUAACAAGUCUGAUCCUUAUUUCAGCACCUUAGAGAACAGCCUUGUGAAUCUUUUCGUUCUACUGACUACAGCGAAUUUCCCAGAUGUGAUGAUGCCCUCUUAUGCCAGAAGCUCCUGGUCCUGUGUCUUUUUUAUCGUGUAUCUUUCCAUUGAGCUGUACUUCAUUAUGAAUUUGCUACUCGCCGUUGUGUUUGAUACUUUCAAUGAUAUUGAAAAGAAGAAGUUCAGAUCACUGCUGCUUCACAAGCGCACAGCCAUACAACACGCCUACCAACUGCUUGUCAGCAAACAGAGACCCUCUGGAAUCUCCUUCAAGCAGUUUGAUGGGCUGAUGCGGUUUUAUAAACCUCGGAUGAGCGCUCGAGACCGUUACCUUACCUUCAAAGCACUGAAUCAAAGCAAUACCCCUUUAGUCAGUCUAAAGGAUAUGUACAAUUUCUAUGAAGUUGUUGGUUUAAAAUGGAAGGCUAAAAGGAACCGGGAACAUUGGUUUGAUGAUCUUCCACGGACAGCGUUCCUUAUUUUUAAAGGCAUUAAUAUACUUGUGAAUUCCCGGGCCUUCCAGUAUGCCAUGUAUACUCUGUUGGCAGUGAAUGGCCUCUGGAUCCUAGUGGAAACCUUUAUGUUGCGAGAUGGGAUCUUCUCGCGAGAUGUCCCUUGGAGUUACAUUGUCUUCCUUACAAUCUAUGGGGUUGAAGUGCUCCUGAAGAUCACUGGAUUGGGGCCUAUUGAAUACCUGUCAUCUGGCUGGAACCUCUUUGAUUUUUCUGUCACCUUGUUUGCAUUCUUGGGCCUCCUGGCACUGGCGUUAAACAUGGAGCCGUUCUACUUCAUUGUAGUCCUGCGGCCUCUGCAGUUACUGAGGCUGUUUAAGCUGAAGAAACGCUACCGGAAUGUCUUGGAUACCAUGUUUGAGCUGUUCCCCAGAAUGGCCAGCCUAGGUUUAACAUUGCUCAUCUUCUAUUACUGUUUCGCCAUCAUUGGCAUGGAGUUCUUCUCAGGAAAGCUCUUCCCAAAUUGCUGCAACACCAGCACGGUGGCAGAUUCCUAUCGCUGGGUCAACCAUACCGUGGGAAACAGGACGGUGAUGGAAGAAGGCUACUACUAUCUCAACAACUUCGACAAUGUUUUGAACAGUUUUGUUACCCUGUUUGAAUUGACAGUUGUCAACGACUGGUACAUCAUCAUGGAAGGGGUGACAUCGGAGACUUCGCACUGGAGCCGCCUCUAUUUCAUGAUUUUCUAUAUUGUGACCAUGGUGGUGAUGACAAUAAUUGUAGCCUUUAUAUUGGAGGCGUUUGUAUUCCGUAUGAACUAUAGCCGGAAGAACCAAGAUUCAGGAGAAGACAUGGGCAUUGUUUUCGAGAGAGAAGUCUCCAAGGAAGAACUGACAGCUGUUGCAGAGCUAUAUGGAAGGAACUGCAUUGCCUCGGCUGCCAGCCAGCUGCUCAAGGUCGUUUCCCAGAUGGACAGGCACAGGCAAACGUCCAUGCUGUUCCUGGGGCGGCGAUCGAGGACCAAAAGCGAUUUAAGCAUGAGAAUGUAUGAGGAAGAGAUACAGGAGUGGUAUGAAGAUCACUCCAGGAAAGAAGAAAGGCAGUUUCCCUGGCAGGAUGACCAGUCACUCCAUCAGCCCUCGCCGUUUCCAGGCCUCCGUCAGCGCUCUCAGACCAUUAUCUAAGCCCAGCUAACCUAAGCUGCUGCUUUGUCUGCUAUGCAUUAACCACCCCGUUUACCUACUUUGCAAAGUACGUCUCAGAUUAAUGCAUAGCGUAGCCUGGCAGAAGAAGGUCUCCUGGCGCUCUUGUGUAAGAGAGUUUCGGCUCUCCCUUUUGCAAAAGCUCAUCCCUGUACUAGGGCCUUUAAGGCAUAACCAGAGUACUGCAGGAUGGCUGGGCAUUAUGCAAGGGAUGGGGGCUGGUUAACAGGGUAGCCACAGUGAAUACUUCUGGGAUUUGUCUAGUGUAAAGCAGCCCGGGGUUAAUUUGGCUAUUUUUCCCCAGUGCAGCUGGAUAAAAUAGUCAGCGGAAGUUAUACAAUCAGGCUGCUUUCCCCCGGGCAUUCCAGCCUCCCAGAAGUGGGUGGCUGGCAUCAGCAGAAAAAACAAAACACCACCAUUUACUGCCACUGUUUGCCUGUCUCUAACUGUAACUAGGCUGCCUAGUUUUCAGCAGGACUGCCCUUUUGAGGUUCAGUUCUGUCCUCAUCAUCUCCAUAAUGGUUCAAUAAGCUGCUGUGGCUCUACAGCAUUUUCCCUUCUCCAACAAGGUUUGUUCCCUGUUGGGCAGAAGUCCUCUACUCACAAACUGGCUGAAACCUGGAAACUGGUGAAUGAAGGAAUCCUACCGCUGCAACUAGCAGAGGGCUGCUUGUCGUGGUGGAAGCAGCUCAGCCUGUGGGCAUGUGUUAAAAGCAAUAACUUUGAAAGAAGGAAAACUGACCAAGGUGUAAUCCUGCAGUCACUGCACAACAGGGUCCAGGUUGAUCCUCAUCACUUGCUGCAAUUUUAAUUUUUAUUUUUUUUAAAUUACCAGCUCCUUAUUAGCUGUUGGCUCUGUCUGACAGCCCUCCACCACACAAGCUAGAGGUAAACAGAGAUGCAGCAGAAUUCUCCUUUGGUUUGCAAUAUGAACAUUUGACAACAUAUAAUGCUUGCCACAAAUAUGACGGUACUGCAGCCUUCCCAAAUUCUUCUCCGGCUUAGAAUGUUACUCUGAGCUGGAGAAGAAUUCCAUGCCUCCCACCUACCUACCUAAACUAUGUUGCUUAUAAGCAGGGAGGAAAGGUCUUUCUCCCCGUGAACUGUUAAUAUUCCCAGCAGCACUUGGAAAUGGAGCUUUCCUUCUCCUCUUGACUGUAUGCCAUAGCAGCACAAAGUGAAGGCAAAGGGGAAGAGACAGAAUUUCCUGCUGCAAGAUAAACAAGUUGAAGGUGCUUUUAUUUGUCCAAUUUUAACUUUAGUAGGCUCAUAAUAAGCCAAGCUAUUUCCCAGGUGGUUUUUUUUUU